AGGCGCUGCAAGCGGCUAGCUAGCCUGGCUGGCGUAACGUAAAGCACCGCACCCGAAGGUGCUCUGUGUCGGACAUGUUAUUGCGGCCGACCGAGUGGCACAAGUAACACAACAGGCUGCAGCCCAAGCAAAAUGCACUAAACCGUCUGUACGAUGGAAGCCUUCCCGACAUGAGGUGACUGGGAUGGCAGGAUUUCCAUGUGCGGCUCGGCCUGCGCCUGCUGCUCGGGAUGUGGUGAUGAAUUGGAGAUCUGAUGACAUCACGUUCGGACAUGGGUAUGAGAUAGUGUAUGCUUGCGAAUGGACAUAGCGAGCCCUGAUAGAGGGGCACACGCACGAGAGACAUCUAGGAGAAGAAAAUCUCUUUGGACUCCACUGGACCAUAAUGUCGACCGCUAACACUGCCUGCUCAACGCCGUAAUGUUGCGGAAUAGCGAAGUAUACGAACUACCGGGCGACCUCCCACCAGUGGCCGAACUAGCAGGUGAAUCUCUAUCGGCCGAACUGCCUGGGAAGGACUCUUUGAACGAGACGCAUGACGAGACCUCACAAGAAUCGUAUAACCAUUCCAUAACAACAACACCCUGUCGCAACGACUUGCUGCCCACGCCGUAUUCAGCCUUCUCCACCAUUUCGUCGAAUCCUUCGCUGAAGCCUUCGGCUCUCAACUUUUCGCGACCACGUCCAGUAGAGGCCAACUCGUAUAAUUUUGGCUGCCAGGCUGGCCCAAUUCUCGAGUACGAUCCGAACAAUCGUCCAAUACUCUCCGAGUCUAGUCAAACGAACGACGACCCGGGUCAUGAAAGCGAGGGUCCUAUUGAAGACGAGAAUGCCGAUGGUCUCCGUACGCCUGCACCAUCGUACAUGACAUAUACAGACUCAAGAGAUGAUGACACACCUAGGCACAGUUUAGAUGGAGCCAGUCUAGGAGGUGUCAGUAUUGACGAGGCAGUACCACCCCCGAUUAGGACAUAUGCCGAUCUAAGACACAUACAGUUAUCGAGAGAUAGCAUUGAUGGAGUCAGUAUUGAAGAAUCCACUCCACCUCCGACGCAGCCUCUCAAAGCAUUCAGAGGCUUUAGUCAUGACUUUAGCACCUUGAACAUCUCAAGAGGUGAUAGUAUCUACGAGGAUUUUCCCACUCCUCCUGACUUGAGAUCGCCGAAGGAGAACUUCCGAAAAGCCUCACACGCCUUGCCGCUUAGUAUCAGAGAGAGCGACGAGGACACUCUGGCGGCGUCAAUUGUACAGGGCAUCCAUCCUCUCUCGCGUAUGGACACCACGAGCUCGACCGCAAGUAGUUUCGAUGAGGCUGCACCGCCCCCUGUGUCAACGCGGAGAUAUGCCCUUUCACACAUGGAUACCGACAGUUCAAGAGGUACCAAAUCCUCCGACCAGACAAGGACCUCCAGAGUCGACAGUGUGGUUGAUCCAUCUGCUGCCGCCGCAUCAAAAAGUGCUGUACGAGGAGAUGUUCGGACGGAGCCUCGCGCGCCAAAAGUGCUCAUUUACAAACCAUACCUCGAUUAUGCCACAAGCCAAUUGUCUGACUCAAUACGCACCAGUACGACACAAGACGACAGCUGCAAAAGCCAAGCACCGUACGAGGAUCGAAGGCAUAGUCUGGCAGAUAGCGAGUCGAGCUCAGUGUCUGACUUUGCCUUCGACGGUCAACUAGGCUGGAACCCUCGAGGUCAAAAAGCGUCCGAGAAACGCCAACAGCGUUGGACAGCACCCCUUGUCAAUCCUCUGAAGUUGAUGAACUCGAGAUCUAAAGGCAAAGAGAAGCAGCAAACACCGUUGCCAACAAUGGAAGAGAAUCCACCACGACAAGGCUCGAACGCAAGCUCACACAACGGCCUUUCACCAACAUCAAGCAAGGCUUCUACAGGUACGGGUAGUAGUACCUCUAGUAGACCGCCUAUGAUUCCCGCUCGCAUUCCUCGCAUCAUCAAACGCACGUCUUUAGACCAAAUGUCCGAGCACGUCAACCCAUGGCAGGGCGAGAGCAUGAGUGACCACGGCAGUGUAUCCAGCCAGGAAUGGACGAGUAGCGACGUCGAUACCUCCAGCCUGAGCGUGGAGAAAAUACACAAACUCAAGAAGAAAGGAAUCAAUCCUGCUUUGUACGUCGAGAUGCAGAAUGCACGCAAGGGCAAGAACAAAUGGAUUAGUCCUUUGCAGGGAAACUCUUUCAUCUCUUGAGCGUCUUUGAGACCUCAUGAAUUCCAGUCACAGCUGCGGACAGUGAUGCUGUCGGCGCCCUCCGCAGUCUCCGCACCAAUUCAAGCGCUUUGACGGGAUACUCGCUACACUCUGCUCACAAGGCGCUCUUUAUACCAUG
Aureobasidium subglaciale EXF-2481 is the source of this 2344-nucleotide messenger RNA. RefSeq lists its product as uncharacterized. The coding region runs from base 421 to 2205 and encodes 594 amino acids. Lineage: Eukaryota; Fungi; Ascomycota; Dothideomycetes; Dothideales; Saccotheciaceae. The transcript has a single exon. The record is from RefSeq and is a predicted model, not a curated record.